This is a messenger RNA of Quercus robur (English oak), 1004 nucleotides long. RefSeq names its product 17.4 kDa class III heat shock protein. Lineage: Eukaryota; Viridiplantae; Streptophyta; Magnoliopsida; Fagales; Fagaceae. The transcript has 3 exons. The record is from RefSeq and is a predicted model, not a curated record. Gene Ontology annotation, biological process: response to heat; protein folding; protein complex oligomerization. The coding region runs from base 319 to 780 and encodes 153 amino acids.
GAGAAACAAACAGAGUACUACCUUCUUUAUAUUGAACACUUUAAUGCUUAAUCAAUCACUAAACUUUUGUGGGUCAUCAUAAAUGAAACGAAAUGAAAUGCUAACACCCUUUACUAGUUAGCAUUUUGCUACACACACACACUCUCUCUCUCUCUCUCUGCAUUUUUUUUCCCGAGAAACAAGCAGAGCAUCAGCUUGUAAUUCUUAGAAAAAUUUAUACUUUCCUUACUGGGUCAGUGGGAUUUCACUACGCCAUCGCUCUUUUUCGAAGUUUUGCGCAAGUGGAGCAUUCGUUUGUGUUGCUAAGAAUUGGAAAAAAUGAGCCGUGCUGGGAUCAAUGGGGACUUGGUGAACCACCUAUUCAAUUUCCCGGAGAGCUUUGAGAAAUUGAUGUUUCCUUCGCAGGAACACGAGUCCAAUGAGAACAAGGGUGUGUUGAGCAUUCCAGUUGACAUUUUGGACACUCCUAAGGAGUACAUUUUCUUCAUGGACGUGCCUGGUCUGUCCAAGUCUGAUAUUCAGGUGAUGGUUGAAGAUGAGAACACUCUCGUGAUCAGGAGCGGUGGAAAGCGAAAACGUGAAGAUGGAGAAGAAGAAGGUUGCAAGUACCUCAGGCUUGAGAGAAGGGCACCAAAAAAGCUUCUGAGAAAGUUCAGAUUGCCCGAAAAUGCUAAUGUGUCAGCCAUUACAGCCAAAUGCGAAAAUGGGGUUUUGACUGUGGUUGUUGAGAAGCUUCCUCCACCACCCAAGUCCAAAACUGUUGAAGUUGCCAUUUCCUAAAAUAGAUUUGGGGAGGAUGGGAAAGACAAAGUGGGAGUGAUGAGUUUCUAGGCUUCUAAUUUGUGUCACCACCAUGUUGUAUAUAGGUUUUAGUUUAGGCAUCAAGUCGGUUGUUAUUUGAAUGCGCAUGUCAAAAAAUUCCUGUGUAUCUUCCUACUGCUUUAUGUAGUAAAUGGUGUAGUGUUUUGAUUCAUGUAAUGUUAUUUUUAUGUCUUUUAUGAUCA